UAGCUAAAACAUUAGUGUCAUCAUGGUUCUGCACCAGAUUCUGCGACUUUCUUCUCUUUUUCACUCUGCUGUUUCCAUUCACUUGCGCAGAAACAUUGGGCUUUCUGCUAUAGUCUUUAAUAAGACAAAAGAGCUUGAUCCAGUCCAGAAGCUCUUCUUGGACAAGAUUAGGGAAUACAACACAAAGAGCAAGCAAGCUGGAGGGCCCGUUGAUGCAGGUCCUGAAUUUCAAAAAGAGAUUAAUGAAUCCCUUGCUAGACUUCAACGGGCGUAUGGUGAGGGAGAUCUAACCAAGUUCCCAGAAUUCAAAUUUGAGGAGCCCAACUUUGAGGAGACUCCAAAGUGAUCUCUGCAUGUCGUAUGCCAAACAGGAGUGUCCAUCAAUGGAGUUACUGAAUGUGGCACCAGUUGUAAAUUAA
Messenger RNA from Mesitornis unicolor (brown roatelo), 419 nucleotides. RefSeq names its product ATP synthase, H+ transporting, mitochondrial Fo complex, subunit F6 (gene ATP5PF). The transcript is spliced from 3 exons. The record is from RefSeq and is a predicted model, not a curated record. Gene Ontology annotation, molecular function: proton transmembrane transporter activity. Gene Ontology annotation, biological process: proton motive force-driven ATP synthesis. NCBI's taxonomy places the organism in Eukaryota, Metazoa, Chordata, Aves, Mesitornithiformes, Mesitornithidae. The coding region runs from base 23 to 346 and encodes 107 amino acids.